GCUAGUUUGUUUGCACCAACAUAGGUCCAGCAGGGCAAAGUAUCAUCUCACUGAUGCCAAUACCACGUAAUGGAUGACCCCAUUCAUAGUUUCUGCUUGCAACGGCCUGCAUCACCGGGUCUAUAAAUACCUCCCUAUCCUCUUCACCCAAACAUCGACAACACCUGCACCUGCAAUCAUCUGGCUGGUCUUGUGUUUCACCAAUCUCUGCCUCCCUGCUCUCUGGCUCGCAACUGCAAUCAUCUGCGCCCUUGAUUUCAGCAUGGAGGUAGCCAUAGGUGCGGCGCGAUGGGUGGUGGGCAAGGCGCUGGGCCCUGUCGCCGACGGCUUGCUGGAGGCGUGGGCUGCCAGCAAGGAGCUAGGCCCUAACGUUGAUGCGCUAAAGAUGGAGCUUCUCUAUGUGCAGGGGAUGCUCAACAACUCCCGCAGCCGGAACAUUGACAACCCUGCACUUAACGUGCUGCUGCAGAAGCUGCGGGACCUCGCGUACAAUGCCGAGAACGUGCUGGACGAGCUCGACUACUUCCGUAUCCAGGACCAGCUCGACGGCACCUACGAGGCCGCCGACGAGCAUGCCAGGGGCUGCGUGUGCAAUCUCUACCUCAACGCUCAUCACACCGCUAGAGCUGCUGGCAAACUGCUCUGCUUCUGUCCAUUUUCGCGUACGGCUAGCCGUGUUGAUCCAAGCGAGCCAAGGGAAGAAGAUACAAGGCAACAAGUACUCUGCUGCGCUUGGCCAUGUGCCAAGCAGCGGGGUGCACGCGGAAACACCCCGUCAGCGCCACACAACCACCAGGCCAACGAAGAGGUCAGAAGAUGCAUGUGCAAGCUCGCUUCUGGUGCUUGCAACACCAUCCGUCAUGUUGGUAAACUCCUCCAUUGCUCAUCCCUCCCAACUCAUGAUGAUGAUAGUUCUGUCAUGCCAGUCAUUUGCGGUGCCUGCAAGCACAAGGCAUCCCUGAAAAAGCAUGUGAAAGAAACUCCAAAACUAGAGUUUGAUAGGGUGGAUCUGUCUAAAAGAAUGAAGCAUAUUGUAGAGCAACUGCAGCCCGUGUGUGCAAAGGUUGCAACCAUUCUUAAUCUAGAGUUGUUGGGUUCUAGCCAUACUACCGCCCCAAGCAUUGCCAAGAGUCCAUCCACCACCACCUCUGACAUUAUAGAGUCAACACUGUACGGGAGAGAAACUGCGAAGAAGAGCAUCAUAGAUAGUAUUACUCAUGUUAAAUAUAGUGACAAAGACCUAACUAUCCUGCCAAUUGUUGGUUCGGGUGGCAUAGGGAAGACAACUCUCGUACAACACAUAUAUCACAGCCAAGAAGUGCAAAAACAUUUUCAGGUCAAGGUCUGGAUAUGUGUAUCUCAGAAUUUCAUUGUUAAUAAGCUGACUGAAGAGAUUGAAAAAGCAAUACCUAGUGUGGAAGGUGAAAAAGGGGGUAGAGCAGAAGUGUUAAUUGAACAGAGAUUAAAUUCUAAAAGGUUUCUGCUUGUAUUAGAUGAUAUUUGGAAGUGUGAAUCUGAGGACUGGGAAAGGCUUUUAGUACCACUCAGAAAAGGGCAGACAAAGGGCAAUAUAAUUUUAGUGACAACUCGGUUUCCAGCUGUAGCAGAAAUGGUUAAAACAACUGAUAGUUCAAUAGAUCUGAAGGGCUUAGAACAAGGAGUGUUUACAGACUUUUUUCGAGCAUGCAUUUUUCGCGAUAAGCAAUCACAAAAAGAUCAUCAUGGGUUACUUGAGAUUGGUGAAACCUUUUCGAGCAUACAUUUUAAAUAUUUUUAGUUUGUAAGAUAAAUGUUCUGUUUUAUUUCACUUCUUCAUUCUAAUAUUUGUUCUCUUCUUUAUAUUUAAAAUAUUAUCAAAAUGUAAGAUAAUAUGUUAUCUUUUAUUUCACUUCUUCAUUCUAAUAGAUCUUAUCUUUUUUACAUUUGAAUUAUUUUUAAAUAUAAGAUAAUAUGUUGACCUUCCUAAUUAUAAAUUUUAUUUUCUGUUUGAUACUUGAAAUAUUAUUAAAUCAAUCUAGUUGGGACAAUCGCAUGCAUGCCUCCACAUGCACCAUGUACUAGAAGCAGGUUUUUCUUCUCGGUCUCACCAAUUGAGACCAAACUUUAUGCACACCCUACGAUGACCAUAGCAAGCAUGCAUGGCGAGUAUCGUUCAUUUCCGGCACUCGAUGCAUUUUGUAGGGGUUUUCCAGCGAUAAAACCCUAGAAUAGUGCCCCGACGUGACGCAACGUGCGUAUUGUGUCCGAAUUCGUGCACACCUUGCCUGGGGGACCACAUUGGCCAUGCCCACAUGGUCCCAAAAGUUGGGGUCAUCUCAUGCAUGCCUCCACAUGAACCAUGUACAAGUCGGACUAUUCGGGUCUGCCGGAGGGCAAGUCUGAACGAGGAUUUCCUUGUCGGUCCCACCAAAUGAUCCCAAACUUUAUGCACACCCUACCAUGACCAUGGCAUGCAUGCAUGACAAGUAUCGUUCAUUUCCGACACUCGUUGCAUUUUCUAGGGUUUUUCCGGUGACAAAACCGUAGUACACUGCCCCGACGUGACGCAACGUGCGUUUUGUGUCCGAAUUUGUGCACAACUUGCUUGGGGGACCACAUUGGCCAUGCCCACAUGGUUCCAAAAGUAGGAGUCAUCCCAUGCAAGGCUCCACAUGCCCCAUGUACAAAUAGGACCAUUCAGGUCUGCCGGAGGGCAAGUCUGAAAGAGGUUUUCCUUCCCGGUCCCACCAAUUGAUCUCAAACUUUAUAUAGACCCUAGGAUGACCAAGGCAAGCAUGCUUGACAAGUAUCGUUCAUUUCCGAGACUCGAUGCAUUUUGUAGGGUUUUACCGGCGAAAAAAACCCUUGAACACUACCCUGACGUGACGCAACAUGUGUUUUGUGUCCGAAUUCGUGCAGACCUUGCCUGCUGGACCACAUUGGCCAUGCUCACAUGGUCCCAAAAGUUGGGGUCAUCUCAUGCAUGCCUCCACAUGCAUCAUGUACAAGCACGACCAUUCUGGACUGCCGGAGGGCAGGUCAGAAAGUGGUUUUCGAUGCCGGUCCCACCAAUUAGGAAGUCAUAAAUAGGACAACAUUUAAUCAUACAUAUUUGAAAUUGAAAACUAUGAGAAGAAAUGAUAUGGAAAUAUGAAACAUGAAAAAACAAUUAGGAAUGAGACGGAGAAAACAUAAAAUAACAGGAAAACCAAAAAAGGAAAGAGAAACAUUACAUUUGAAUUUAUAAUAUUGCGGAUAUGAGAGAGAUACUAUAAAUAUUGUUAAACAUAUACAAGUAUACAAUAACUAAUAGGUGAAAACAAAGAUUAUAUUUUUUUUUGAGGGAAGAAACAAUGAUAUUUAUUUUGAGCAACUGAAACAAACAUUAUAUGGUUACGGAUGUAGAUUGGUGGGCUGGCCCAGACCGCAAAUACCUCUCGGAUCCAUGUUGCGGGGGCCCAAAACGGUGCGCUUUCCAUGCACGUCGAUCACAUGCACGUCGAUCAUGGGAGUAGUUGCCGUUCUGUUACACAAUUCCGGGAUCGUGCUAAUCCAUAUUUUCCUUAUCCCUACGAUUGAGGAGCACGUUCAGCCUCGCUUCAACCGAGGAAAAUAUAGAUCCCGCGAUUCGCCUCAGGGAAGUUACGACGACCUAGGAGUCGACCUCGUAUAUAAUCUCCACCUGCUCGCACAUGUCGUCGACUAGAUCGCCUCCUGCCGGCGAGUCGUCGACAACUCCUUCCGCCGCAUCCCACACGCCAGAAAAACCCCGAGAAGAUCAAGGUCGUCCGCACGUGGUGGCCGCCCUCGACGAACUACAUCGACACCGCAUCGCCGACUUCUUUCAUCUUC
This is a messenger RNA of Triticum aestivum (bread wheat), 3831 nucleotides long. RefSeq lists its product as uncharacterized. The transcript has 2 exons. Bases 74 to 1777 code for a protein of 567 amino acids. NCBI's taxonomy places the organism in Eukaryota, Viridiplantae, Streptophyta, Magnoliopsida, Poales, Poaceae. The record is from RefSeq and is a predicted model, not a curated record. Gene Ontology annotation, molecular function: ADP binding.